Molecule: messenger RNA, 813 nt
Organism: Thecamonas trahens ATCC 50062
Lineage: Eukaryota; Apusomonadida; Apusomonadidae
Product: 5alpha-reductase I
Exons: 1
Coding region: 1-813 (270 amino acids)
Biological process (GO): steroid biosynthetic process
Cellular component (GO): membrane
Molecular function (GO): 3-oxo-5-alpha-steroid 4-dehydrogenase activity
Source: RefSeq, a predicted model, not a curated record
AUGCCCGCGCUCUACGCCAACGCGCCCGCGGAAGUCGCUGACGAGGCUGGCCGGCUUGUGGCUCUGGCGUGGUGCUUGCUGGGCUGCGGAGCAGUGGCAGCGGCGGUGUUGGUGGCCGGUGUCACCGCGCCGUACGGCCGAUACAACACGGCCGGCCGGUCGUGGAUCUACGGAUGGAACGUGCCUGGUCGGCUGGCGUGGUUUGUGCAAGAGAUGCCGUGCGUAGUAGCGUCUGCUACUGCGCUGGCGUAUGCGCCGGGCGAGCUCUCGCGCGCGCAGAUGGCGCUGCUGGCCGCCUUUGCCGUCCACUACUUUCACCGAGCGUGCGUCUUUCCGUUCCGCAUGGUUGGCUCCAAGCCGUCGAGCCUGAUGACAACGGUCCUGGCCUUUGCCUUUUGUGCGGCUAAUGGAUACAUGCAAACCCGCUGGAUCACGGCCCACGCCCAGCCCUGGCUCGACUCUGUGCCUGCCCUCACGAUGGCCACCGGUCUUGUACUCUUUGUCGUCGGCAUGGCCAUCAACAUCCACUCGGACUCGAUCCUGCUCAACCUGCGGAAGCCAGGUGAGACUGGGUAUGUCAUUCCGCGCGGCGGCAUGUUCGACUACGUCUCGGGAGCGAACUUUUUCGGCGAGAUUGUCGAGUGGCUUGGCUUUGCCCUCGCAGGCGGCUGCCACCUUGUGCCGCUCUCGUUUGCGCUCUUCACAAUGUGCAACAUCGGGCCACGCGCCCUGCACCACCAUGCUUGGUACCUGACUAAGUUCCGCGACGAGUAUCCUCGUCACCGGCGGGCGCUUGUGCCGUUUGUUCUGUAG